AAUGUUUCCUUACCGUUGAAAAAAUGCAUUAUUAACCAUAUUCUUAUAAAAAGUAAAUAAAGAAAAUCUGACAGUCACGCUAUGACAAAUGAGGUUUUAUCUCUAAGUUUACUAAUACUGAGUAUUAUGUGGUGUGGCAUUGUCAUAUGCCAGAAAGUCACAACAUUCAAUGUACCUCACUCUGUUAUAUUAUCAUCAUGUUCAAGGGUUAUUUUAUUUAUUACAACUACUGUAAUUUUAUUGAGGCAUAGAACAUCUGGUGUCACUACAUCAUACUUGCUGUCGAUAUUUUGGUUGUGUUUCUCAUUAAUAAGUUUAAUUCUCCAUAGAUCUGCAAUAUUGAACUAUUUUGUUUUAGAUUUAAAACCUACAUCAGAAACUGUCUUUGUUUUGAGUAUGAUUGUGUACCCAUUUAUAUAUGUGCAGUUGAUUUUAUCUGUUUUUGCUGAUGAAAAAAGUUUAAAUUCUUUACAGGUAUAACAUUUAUUUUUCAUUACAUUU
Parasteatoda tepidariorum (common house spider) is the source of this 501-nucleotide messenger RNA. The record is from RefSeq and is a predicted model, not a curated record. NCBI's taxonomy places the organism in Eukaryota, Metazoa, Arthropoda, Arachnida, Araneae, Theridiidae.